Molecule: messenger RNA, 1282 nt
Organism: Volvox carteri f. nagariensis
Lineage: Eukaryota; Viridiplantae; Chlorophyta; Chlorophyceae; Chlamydomonadales; Volvocaceae
Exons: 8
Coding region: 260-1282 (340 amino acids)
Biological process (GO): intracellular signal transduction; peptidyl-serine phosphorylation
Molecular function (GO): protein serine/threonine kinase activity; ATP binding
Source: RefSeq, a predicted model, not a curated record
AUGAGUACCACAUACACCUGUGGUCCCAAUGAUUCUGCAUUAUCAUCAUGCUUGCUAUACAAUACCAUGACGGUAUAACUGUACCAACACUUGAAUCAUUGUGUAAAGGGACUACUGGCACAUAACUUUGCAAACUGUUUAUAUAGAUAGUGCUUUGAUCAGGAAAGAGUCUUAGCCAUGUUACAAAAAUUAUGCAGGCAUUGAUAUAACGGAAGAACCUUGCCCAAAGCGGUGCGUCUUGGACGAGUGCAAGUUUGAAAUGGCAGAAUCUCAGCUGGAGGAUCGCGAGCAUCAGGAGGGGUAUCGCGCGCCGCGAGUGGCACUCACAAUACGCGAUUUUCAUAUCCUUGGUCGUAUCGGCGAUGGCAGCUUCUCGACAGUUUUCUUGGCGCAACAAAAGCAAACGGGAAAGCAGUAUGCGAUAAAAAUGAUGAACAAACAUCUUAUCAUGCGCAAUAAAGUUGUUGAAUACAUCAAGAAUGAGCGCUUUAUUCUCGACAAGCUGGAUGAUGCCGGCAUUGCCAAGCUCCAUUUCACUUUCCAGGACCCAAACAACCUAUACAUGGGCAUGGAGUACUGCGCUGGCGGCGAACUGUACGAGCAGAUAAAGAGGCGUGGCGGCCUUCCCCUGGACGCUGUGCGAUUCUACGCAGCGGAGGUGGUGCUCAUCCUACAAUACUUGCGUAGCGCCCAGGUGGUGCACCGGGACCUUAAGCCCGAGAACCUGCUGCUGUCAGCGGACGGCCAUUUGAAGCUCAUUGACUUCGGCAGCGCACGUGCAUCCUUCUUGCCUCAAGCGGAGAAACCGCCCGGCAAAAAUAGGGCCACCUCUUUUGUGGGCACGGCGGAGUACGUGUCCCCCGAGGUGCUCCUAAACCAACCCUUGUCGUACCCUGCGGACCUUUGGGCUCUGGGCUGCCUGCUAUACCAGAUGAUCGUGGGUCGGCCGCCCUUCAAGGCCGCCAGCGAGUACCUCACCUUUCAGAAGAUCACCGACCGGGACUUCUGCUACCCUGAGGAGCCCGCCACGGCGGCGGCCCGCGACCUCACGGACAGACUGCUUGCGAUGGAGCCUUCCGCACGAAUUGGUGAGAGCUGCGCGGAGGACAUCUCCGAGCUCAAGGCACACCCCUUUUUCGCCGUUAUCGACUGGGAAACGCUGCGCUCCGGGCCUGCGCCGUCCUUUCUACCGCCUACGCCGCCAGGGGGCGCAGGCGACGGCGAGGAGGGCUGGGACUGGGAGCUGACCUCGCUAGUGCGCGACGCGGCCGAUGGGUUGUAG